Molecule: messenger RNA, 1393 nt
Organism: Lactuca saligna
Lineage: Eukaryota; Viridiplantae; Streptophyta; Magnoliopsida; Asterales; Asteraceae
Source: the annotation of a GenBank genome assembly
AGGGAACUUAUAAGCGAAGAUCUCUAACAAAAACUAUAAAACAUUUUGCCUUUAUCUUGAACUUUUUAUAAUUUCUAACAAAAAUUAUAAAACUUCUUGCCAUUCUAUUGAUCUUGAACUUUUUAUAAUUUUACAUGUUCAAAAAAAAUAUUUAAUAUCAAAUAAAACAGGAGUUCACUCUAAAAUCACUGAGAAGAGACAGACGUAUCGAGACGUCGAGGCGCCCACGAGAAAAUUCAUCAUCUCCGAAGUAAUCAAGUAAAUCGAACCCGAGGCUGCCAAGCGUGGUUGUUUUCAUUUGACUAAAGCCUGAGAGGGGAUCAGAGAAAAGCUGUAAAAGAUGAAGAAGAACAAAAAUUUCCGAAAACGAAGUAUAGCAGACGAAGAAGAUGAACAAACAGGAGUUACAGAAGACGGCAAUGAGAUGCGAUUAGCUUUAGAAGAGAUCAAAUUUCUUCAAAAACUGAGGGAGAGGAAGUCAGGAGUCCCAGCGAUUGUUAAAACAGGGCAAGCUGCUGCAGCUAGCGGCGUCAACAAUGCUGGUGGGUUGGUUCCCAAAAGUGGUGAUAAGGGUGAAGCGGAUGGAGAAAAAGACGAUUUAGUUUUACAGGAUACGUUUGCUCAAGAAACUGCUGUAAUGGAUGAAGAUCCACAUAUGUUAAAAUAUGUUGAGCAAGAGUUGGCUAAGAAAAAAGGGAAAAACAUAGAUGAGGCAGAUCAAGUUGAGAAUGAUAUAAAACGAGCAGAGGAUGAAUUAUACAAAAUUCCAGAGCAUCUUAAGGUCAAACGAAGGAACUCAGAGGAAAGCUCUACUCAGUGGACCACUGGAAUUGCUGAAAUCCAGCUUCCCAUCGAAUUUAAGCUGAAAAAUAUAGAGGAAACAGAAGCUGCGAAAAAGCUUUUGCAGGAGAAGAGGCUAAUGGGCCGGGCUAAAACGGACUCCACCAUACCUUCAAGCUAUAGUGCUGAUUAUUUCCAACGUGGCAAAGACUAUGCUGAAAAACUUAGAAGAGACCAUCCUGAGCUUUAUAAGGACAAAGGAGGAGCAAAUAACAAUGGGGAGGCUAGAGCCGGUGAUUCUGCCGCCACGGUAGAUGGAGGAGCAGGUGGAGGAGGUGGUGGUGGUGGUGGUGGAAGACAGGCGGCAACGGAUGAAUUUAUGCUUGAGAGGUUUAGAAAAAGAGAACGCCACCGUGGGACCAGGAGAUGAUUAAUGGAUGACAAAAAAAACAAGUUUUUGGUGUCUUGUACUUUUUAAAUCCUUGAUACACGUCUCCUGUCGUAUUUGUACCUUUUAUGAUAUUAGAAAAAAUUUCGCUUUAAUUAAUUUAUUUAUGUGGCUAUUAUUCAUUCACAUCCAUCUCUCCGUUUUUGAAUGGAAAAUGAAAAUGAG